AUGGCAAUCAGACCUGUAUAUAGGCCUACUAUCGUCAAAAAGAGGACGAAAAGAUUCAUCAGACAUCAAUCGGAUCGCUAUGACAAACUUAAACGCAACUGGCGUAAACCCAGAGGUAUUGACAACAGAGUCCGUAGGCGUUUCAAGGGACAGUACUUGAUGCCCAGCAUUGGAUACGGUUCAAACAAGAAGACACGUCACAUGCUACCCAAUGGCUUCCGCAAGGUGCUAGUACACAACGUCAAAGAGCUAGAGAUCCUUAUGAUGCAAAACCGUAAAUACUGUGCGGAGAUCGCUCACGGUGUAUCCUCCAAGAAGCGGAAGGCGAUUGUCGAACGCGCCCAACAGCUCAGUAUCAGAGUGACAAACGCCGCCGCGCGUCUCCGAAGCCAGGAGAAUGAAUAA
Messenger RNA from Pieris macdunnoughi, 405 nucleotides. The record is from the annotation of a GenBank genome assembly. NCBI's taxonomy places the organism in Eukaryota, Metazoa, Arthropoda, Insecta, Lepidoptera, Pieridae.